Messenger RNA from Mytilus trossulus (common blue mussel), 2896 nucleotides. RefSeq lists its product as uncharacterized. The transcript has 9 exons. The record is from RefSeq and is a predicted model, not a curated record. Gene Ontology annotation, biological process: proton transmembrane transport. Gene Ontology annotation, molecular function: voltage-gated proton channel activity. NCBI's taxonomy places the organism in Eukaryota, Metazoa, Mollusca, Bivalvia, Mytilida, Mytilidae. Gene Ontology annotation, cellular component: plasma membrane. The coding region runs from base 27 to 1409 and encodes 460 amino acids.
CCAUCUCCUAUUCAUUUAGUAAGUUAAUGUCAAACAUGACAGGCGAAAAAAGUGAAAACGGAUUAUCUACACAGUUAACGGAGAAACCUGUGGAUGAAAAAAUUAAACGGAAGAAAAGUAAAAGAUGUCGUCGACGGGUCUCCCAAUUAUUACAUACCCACAUUGCUCUUAUAACUGUGUGCGUACUCAGCGCAUUAGAUGCUUCAUGUGUCCUUGGUCAGAUCAUCUGUGAUAUACUCAUAAUGACAGAAAAAAUUCACAAUAGCGAAGUAUUAGAAACGGAAGCAGCAACAACAUUUAUCAGCGCAUGCCCAGCUUUAAAUGGGACAGACACAACCAAAUCGCUAACAUCAAUUGUAAACAUUUUAAAAACUAUUGAUGACUGUAAUAGUUCUCCACCUGGUCAUUUCAAUGGCCAUCAUUAUGAUAUUCAUAGUAAUACUCAUGGUUUAAGGGAUGCUGAAAGAGAGCCUAAACAGUGGAACAGAAUUUUGACGAAAGAUUCAGACUCAUUCUUAAAACGGAGGAUUUUAAGUAUGACCGCGCAACAUCGGCGUGUUAAGAGAGCAUCAGCAGGAGGAGAUGAUCAUGACCACCACGAACACACACUCUUGGAGGAACUUACACACGUGUUUCAUUUAGGGAGUAUGGUUAUUCUUUCAAUACUAGUGGUUGAGACUUUCACCAAAAUGUUUGUAAUGGGAGAGAAAUUUUUACACCACAGAUUAGAAGUGUUUGACGCCUUUGUUGUGACAGUCUCCUGGUGUUUAGAUAUUGCAUUUUAUGAUGGUAUCUGGGCUAAACCUGGAACAGAAGCAGCUACAAUACUUAUAUUUAUCUUACCAUGGAGAGUCAUCAGGAUUGUCAAUAGCUUUGUAUUAGUUAUACAAGAAAAAGAUUUGGUACAACUUAAAAUAGUAAAACAGCAAUACAGACGAACAGUGAAAAGAGCUAACGAAAUGAAGAUUAAAACAGAUGGUUAUAGGACAGAAACAAGACAGCUACAAGGAUUGUGUCGGAAACACGGAGCAAAUGAAACAGAGAUACAGGCAUGUGCUCCAUUUGGAAAAAAAAGGAAAACAAGUUCAGUUUUCUCAGCAAUGAACAGUUUUGCGUCAUUAGCUAUGAUUGGAGCAGUAUCAAGUGUACCUGAUUUGCAUGUGGCGCGCGAGAGUUCUGAUGAAGAGGAAGAAGACAUUGGGUUAGAUAACUCAGAACUGGAAAAGAAGGCAGACCAUAUUCUACGUUCAGUUUCAGUCGAUAGCGGCAUGUCGACUGCUAUUAAUUCGCCAGUAACAUUUUCUUUAUCUCCUGAUCCUACGGAAGAUAUGUCAAAUGGAAUUGUGUUUAAUUUUGACGAAGCCAUCACCACUAAGGAUUUAAAGACGGGAAUUCAUACAAAGCUGUAAAAGUGCAAAGAAGAUGUUUAUGUUCAUUUCCUCGCUCAAAGGCUGAAACUUGGAUAAAAAUAAUAAAAGAAGAUAUAUGUGUCACUAUUCUUUGACAAGUUCAAUCUUAUAAUUAUAUGCAUUGAAGAAAAUUCCAAACAGAUUUGUAAUUGUAAGAAUUAUAUGUAUACAUAUAUGUAUUGACUAUUUGAUAUUUGUGUAGCAUGUUACAAGUGCAUGAGAAAUGUACAAGGAAAUGAAAACACUUCCAGUUCAGUUGCACUCAUUAGAAAAAUAACCAGCAAAUUCCAUAACGAUAACUUAUUACAACAACUGUUUAUAAUAAUACGCAUCGUAAAUCAUGAUAUAUAUAUAUAACAAAAGCUUUGUUUUAAGUUUAAAGACGCCAAUGAUAUCAUAAUGAACUCAAAUGUUUCUUAUUGGUUUUUUUUCUAUACUUAGAGGACAAAUUGAAAUUACUCAACGCUUAUACGAAACUCUAAUUGCCUUCAGUGGUUAUAUUUUGGGUUUAUUAUUUGAAUAUUACAUCUAAGUUUUUAUUCUAAUCAGUAAUUAUUGUAUGUUUCAUUAGAAUAUGUGAUUUUGAUUGGGUUACAAUAAUUGUGAGGUACUUCAAUAUCAAAUGAUUAUUUCCGUAUAAAAUUCAACACCUAUGAUUGCACAUGUACAAUGGUAAAAGAAUGAAUAGAAAGGCAACCGAAACGCUAGAAAUAUUUUUGGUUUUAUGGUUGUAACAUAAAAAUGUAAUGAUAAGAAUGUAAUGCCUCUUCGAAAAUUUCAUUGAGUUGUUAAAACGUUGAUAAAGUGCACCUUUUAGAACAAUUCAAUGACGUUAAAAAUGAGCUGCAGUGAAAGCUGUGAUUUCCAAAUGAAAUUAUUAAAAUAGAAAAUUGUAUGAUACUUAUGAAGAUAUACGAACCUGGAUUUUUUGGAGUGAUUUCAGAAAGUUUGUCAAAAUACUCAUUUGUAUUCUUUUACCAAAAUUUAAACAUCAGAUCACGUUCCUCUUAAUAUUUAUUUUGAUGCAUGUAAUCAGAAGCAUCGCACUCGUGAUGAUCGAUAAGCAACAACUGCAUGAACAACUUGAUCAACAUAUAGUAUGUUACAGCCAGAACUUAUAAUGACUAAGUUUUUUGAAACGUCAUAUUUCACUUCUGUCAUGACAAUACAAUGCAUAUUUAGAAUAAAAGUCUCUGUUUCAUAUAUAAGUUAACCUGAUUGUACUAUUUGCAAGAUUUCAUAUUUCAACAUUUCUUGUUAACAUUAUCCCUUCGUUUCAAUGGGUUUCAGAGCUAGACUACGAAACUCGCCAACUCUAUUCGAUUUUUAACUAAACAAAAAUUAGAAAAUAUUAUUUUGAAAUAGUAUUUAUUAGCGCAAUUGUCCAGUUUCUCGCUUACCACCAUCGUUUUGAAAUACUGGUAUGUUUUUCUUUAGGCCAUUCAUACGUAAACAUAGAGAUAAAUAAAAAAAAAAAACAAGAAAAA